Caenorhabditis briggsae is the source of this 891-nucleotide messenger RNA. Lineage: Eukaryota; Metazoa; Nematoda; Chromadorea; Rhabditida; Rhabditidae. The record is from RefSeq and is a predicted model, not a curated record. The transcript has 7 exons. The coding region runs from base 1 to 891 and encodes 296 amino acids.
AUGAGCUUCACCCACGACAAGCUGGCUGACAAUAUUUACUGGAUUCGAGAAGAAGAUGGUCGAGAAUGUUAUCCUUUAAUGUAUCUGAUUCUUGGCGCCGGGGACACGGCUUUACUAAUUGAUACUGGUUGUGGUUGCGGAAACAUCUAUCAUUACCUUCGUUCUUUGUCGUUCAUGCAGAAUGUGAAACUUAUUGUUGUCAACACUCAUAAUCAUCCGGAACAGACCGGAGGAAAUUGGCGGUUUUCGACGACGGGCAGUAAUGGAUUGGCACAUUUGGUGGAAGAUUUGUGUGCGGGACGCAAGAACAAAUACUAUACCCGCUUGAUGGAUAGUAGCUGGCACUGGGAGAUCCAAACCUACAAAGUGACCCGAUGGCUAAACGAUGGGGAUAAAAUAUUGCUGGGCGAUGAAUCGAAUCUGAGAAAUAUUGUUCAAGUGAGUGGGUCGGGAGAAGAGGGGAAAGUGAUGUGGACUCCUGGACACACUCCAGACAGCAUCGUUCUCUGGUACCCAUACGCUAAUCGCCUUUUUGUUGGUGACCUGUUCUACCGUUUUGAUGAUAUCAUGUUCACUUACCAAUACACCGACAUCCGCCAGUACGAAAAUUCAGUUCGAAACGUUUUGAAGUUUGUAAAGAGUCAGGAAGUUACGGUAAAAUACUCCUCUGCUAAAAAUGAUACUGAUAACCAAUGUCUGCCCACUUUCAAGCUUUAUCAUCGAUUUUUACUAGCUGUGAUUGCUGGAACCCAUGCUGGAACUCAUUUAAGAAUUGAUGAAGCAGAAGGAGUUCGUUAUGAGACACGAGACAAAAGUAUGAAAAUUGUGAUUGGAAGGAAAAUUGUGCAAAAGUUGAACGAGGCGAGGGAGAAGGCGAAUCAAGGGCAAUGA